UAUUCAACUUCAACUGUCGUAAACAGUCGAGAAACUCAACCUCUGCGUACUAAAAAAAAAGUAUUGUCUCUAUUUUGUAGAAGCUGAGUUUUGGUGGUCGCACACAUGACCAAACGAGGAGCAGAAAACAUUUUGAAUUCCGAAAUCCCUCAUAAAAGAUGUUUUCGUUCUCUGUCCGACAGCGACAAACAGGUAGGAGGCGUGAACCUGAUCCAAAACGCAAUUCCAUCCUCGUUAUUAACGCUGGCUAGACCACGCUGCAGGAAAAGACCGAGCUAUCUCGAAGAUUCACUGGAUACAGAUAACUUACCGAGAAAGCUGGCUGCAAACGGGGUUAAUUCAUCGCUGGCAGGCAGGAGCACGUGCAAGUCUAGAACAUUCGAGGAUGGUGCUGGGAGACCUGUCACGCGACGGUCAUUUCGCGCGCUUCAGACUCAAUCAAAUAAACAGACAGACGAAAGAACUAACAGUACUGCAGGAGACAAGGUGAUGCAAACAGAUGAGGACCUCUCUCCAUUCAAUACCUUCCAGUUCUGGCGGGUUCCACUGCCUGAGUUGGAUCUCGCUCUCCUGGAGACUGAACUCUUGGCUGGGCCACAUAGCCUCUUCCAACAAAGACUUAGAGGCGAUGGAAACAUGAGGAGAUCCCCAGUGCACAGUGACAUUCUUGUUAAGAUGUUGUCUAGGUGUUGCCAAAUUACCUGACUGGAUAUGAUGAGAUGAUUCCCCCUGGUCUGCACUAGAUGAACAUGUAAGCAAAGCCUUGUGCUGUGAACAGCAUGAAGGCCUCCAGCAGAAGAUUCCAUUCUGGUAGAAACACAUGAUGGUCACAUGACCUCAUAUUCCUGUCCUAGAGGUCAAGUGUUCAACAGUGUGAAAGCAUUUUAGACUAAUCAUGAGUGUAUUUUUUUUUCUUUUUUCAGUAUAGCUGUGAAAGCAAGUGUAUGUUCUUCUGCUUGGACUGAGCCUGUUUUUUUAUGUUUAUGGUGUUCAGUAGGUAUAAGCCACUUUUAUUCUUUAGGUGUUUCGUUUUUGUAAACUUUAGGGCCUUGUUCUUUUUCUCUGAACAGCAUUAUUAUUUUGACAACAGUAUGUGGUACUUCUGAUCUUAGAUACAGGAAGUGCUUGGAAUGUUCCAGUGGCGUAAUUGCAGUGUUUUUGAAAUUGCUCAACAGCAAUAAAAUGUAUUUUUUAUACUGA
Carassius carassius (crucian carp) is the source of this 1200-nucleotide messenger RNA. RefSeq lists its product as uncharacterized. Bases 106 to 705 code for a protein of 199 amino acids. The transcript is spliced from 2 exons. The record is from RefSeq and is a predicted model, not a curated record. NCBI's taxonomy places the organism in Eukaryota, Metazoa, Chordata, Actinopteri, Cypriniformes, Cyprinidae.